UGGAGUCUUCGGUAUGUCUUGUGGCCAGACGGUGACUAGCGCGGGACUUGAUCUGUGAUCAAUAAGUUCGCAGAGAGAAAACUGGUGGUAAAGCAUUCGUAAGAACGGAAAAAUGUCCCAUUCGCCUGUCAGCUCAAAACCUCCUGAUGGAGGAUGGGGUUGGAUGGUGGUGUUUGGUGCCCACAUUUCCAUUGGUUUCGCCUACUCUACACCCAAAAUCCUAUCGGUUUUCUUCAAUGAGAUUCAAAGUGACCUUCUCAUCAGCUCCAGUGAUGUAGCAUGGAUUUCCUCCAUCAUGCUGGCCAUCAUGUAUGCAGGCGGUGAGACCCCGAUUAGCAGCAUGUUGGUCAGUCGCUUUGGAAGCCGGCCAGUCGUCAGUGGUGGGCUGAUGUUUGGCUUUUCAAUGGUCCGCGCUUCUUUUGGGACUUCCAUCAUUUACCUCUACUUUUGCAUUGGUGUUGUUGGAGGUUUUGGGCUUGCCUUCAAUCUCAAUGCUUCCCUCACCAUCAUCAGCAAGUACUUUCUGGCUCAGCGUCCUUUAGCCAAUGGACUGGCGAUGGCUGGGAGUCCAGUAUUCCUCUGUUUCCUGGCUCCUCUCAACCAAUACUUAAUUGACAACUUCGGCUGGAGAGGAAGUCUUUUUAUCCUCGGCGCUUUGAUGCUUAACUGCUGUGUUGCUGGAUCCUUGAUGAGGCCCAUUUUGACAAAUACGUCAAUUCAUGUAGCACAAAAGAAGGUGGAGGAAAAGCCAAAUAACUACAACACCAUGCUGAAACGAAGCUGCAAGUGUAAUGUUACUACACCCUUGGACUUUUCCUUCUUCAAGGACAGAGGUUUUGUGAUUUACCUCAUAGGUAGUGUGAUGUUCAUUUUUGGUGCCUAUGCACCCAUCGUCUUCCUGACAGCUUAUGCUGUCAAUCAAGGUGUAGAUGAAUACUAUGCUGCCUAUCUGUUGUCCAUCAUGGGCUUUGUGGAUAUGUUUGCUCGUCCUGGCUCUGGCCUAGUAGCCAACUGCAAGUGGAUUAGACCCAGAAUCCAGUACUUCUUCAGCUUUGCUGUGCUUUUUAAUGGCUUAUGCCAUUUAUUGUGCCCUCUGGCCAAGGGCUACACCCUCCUUGUGACCUAUGCUGUAUUUUUUGGCAUUAGCUUUGGCAUGGUAUUCGCUCUCAUAUUUGAAUGCCUCAUGGACCUCAUGGGAAGUCAGCAUUUCCCCAGUGCAGUUGGACUGGUCACCAUCAUUGAGUGCUUCCCAAUGCUGCUGGGACCACCUGCUGCAGGGUUACUGGUGGAUGUCUUCGGAUCCUAUAAAUACCUCUACUUCAUGUGUGGUUCUGUGAUUGCUACUGGCGGUGUCUUUCUCUUCAUCAUGAACAUCUACAACUACCACAAGCUGAAUAAGGAGAAGGCAGUGAAGGGAGGAGGAACCCACAACCACAAAACCAUGGACAUCCAAGACCAGGCGAAGGGCUCAGGGGUGGAGAUGCUAAAAGAUCUGGAGCCAGCAAAGAGUCCGGAUGAAGAUAACGUAGUGUAGUCUUUUAAGAAAGUGUGUUUGAUGAGUCUGUGUGUCCAGUGACUGACUCACUCUGUCAGUUUGUCUGCCCUCUAGGGGCCGUUAGGAGACAGUGGAUGGAUCUUAAAGUAUUUCUCUUAAUUGCGUCCCACACUUUUUUGUAUUUCCAUUGCAUCUUAUUUCCUCCUACUAAACUCACAAGAAAGAGAUGCAAGAAAAGCUGAGAACACGGGACACCUUCUAAUCCCCUUAUCACCGUCACUUACUGACAACGGUGAGUCAUCCCGAUUAGACACCUGAUCUAAAAAAUCAUAGAACACACUUACUGCAGCAUCAUUACUUUGUUUUAAAGAUACACUGACACGAUGAAACAGAAAGUGCGACGUCACGCUGUGCGGGUUUCCCCUUUAUUCAAAUCACAUCCAGCUGGAUCAGACACCAGAAGAAACUGAUUUAGCAGUUAGCAGUUUAUUCUAGACUUGCUUCUGGAUUUAGUGAUUUUUGUAUCAAUCUAAUUCCAGUAGCACCCAAUGGGAUAAACGGGUGAAGGUGAUUUGUCUGACUGGCAGGGUUUUAUUUCACUCACUCACUGCGAGUUUAGAAAAAACUGAAUUUCCUCCCUCCUUUGAGCCAAAAUUAGAAAAUCCGUCGAAAUGCUGGAUUUGAUCUGUUUCCAGGUCACCCAGUGACAAAACACAGAAGAGACAUCAGUGAGAGGAAUGAGUUUGAUCCAGUUUAUGAAAACAGAUAAAGAACAAAAACAUUUGUAAGCACACACCAUCAUUUUUUUUCCCACACAGAAAAGAAUAACUGUUACAAAACUGGUCAGUUUAUUUUAUUCUUAAUUGGUUCAUGUGGCACAGCACAGUCAGGGCCACUGUGGUUACCACCAAAGAUACUUUUAAAUUUUCUGGUGUCAGCUGUUGUUGACAGAAGUCAUUUGUUUUAUGGAGCUGGGUCUUUAAGAUCUGCUCACUUAAAAGAUUUGUUCCUUUGGCUUUUUUUGUCACAUUUUCAUGCACAAAUAUUUCUUGAUAAACACGACAUCUUGUGGUAAUUUAAUGUUCUUCAGAUAAUGUACUGUAGUGUGCUGAGGAAUACUAUGAAACAAUUUAUGUUCAUCAAGAUCUCUUAUUUUAAAACCGUUUAUAUGGUGUGAAACACUGCGAUCUUCAAUAACAGUCGGGUCCAUGAUCAAUUGCAGUAGUCACCUCUAUGUAUGUGACAAUUUGUAAAUAAAUUAUACAACUUACAGAUGCAGUUUUCUAUCCAUAAAAGCAGAAGGAUGUAAUUGUCAAACAAAACAACUCAGCUUUAAUGAAAACUAAAUACAACUUUACUAAGACAAUGAAUGUGAAAUUAAAAUGCUUGCUAUUGCUUAUUUUAUCAAUCUGUAUUAAUGAAUCACUUGACUUGUGUAUUUCUUUGUUACUGUGAACUAUCAGACAUCUUUGCAUCUUAGUUUUUAAUAUUUAGUUAGGUCCAUAUAUAUUUGGACAUUGGCAUUGUUUCUGUAAAUGUAGCUGCACAUUCCAGUUUAUCUGAUUUGAAAGCCCCAGAGAGUUUACAUGAUUUGCAUUAAACAAUAUACUGUGUAAAGUGAAAUAACCCAAAACUUUGGCCGUCUCAAAAUAUAUAUGAACUUAACUGUAAUCUUUUUACAUUUUAAAUGAGCAGACAAUAUACAAUGCAGUGGUGCUACCAAGUAUUUAGAGUUCUUUAGAAUUCUGCUGUUUCUACAUACUGUUUGUACUGUGUAUUUGACUUAAAACAUGAACAUGUCAAAGUCGUAAAUCUUGCUAAAGAUGCCCCAUUUAAAACAAAUAUCACCGUUAUUUUUUAUUUUUAUGUUUUAGUUAUGUUACAGAACAAGCACCAGUGGCCUUGCUAGCAACCAAGACAGUACAGUUAUUAACAAGGUUUCAACUUGAUAGGUCAGCCUGUCUUUAUUUAUUUUAUGUUAUACUUAUUUUUCAUGGUAAAAUAUACCAUCUUGUCCCAAAAUGGGAGGUUCACUUUUCCUCACCAUUAUCUGUUAGAACCCAAAAUUUCAGAGCUGAAUAUGCAGUCAUUCUUCAUUAAUUUUCAAUAUCUGGCUUAUGACAAUCAGUGGUCACAGGGGUGGGGUAGCUUAAGCCCAUCCCAGCAGUCAUUGGGCAAGAGGCAGGGUACACCUUAGACAGGACGGCAUUCUAUCACAGGGCCGCAUGUAGACAGACAAACACAUUCACAUACCUACAGUCAAUUUAAAGUUUCCACUUCAGCUAGCAUGUCUUUGGAAGUGGGAAGAAACCAGAUCACUUGGAGGGAACCCACUCAAACACGGGGAGAACAUUCAAAGUCUACACAGGAAGGACCACGCGGGAAGCGAUCUCAGGAUCUUCUUGGUGUGAGGCAACAGUGCUAUUCACUAAGCCAUCGUGCCACCUGAAUUUGUAUUUAUGGAGUAAAAUUUCACUGAAUGACCUACUCCUUUAAUCUGAUACUUAUGCUGUUAAUCACAGGGAAAAUUAUCCAAAAGAAAGUGUUUUUUGGGGAAAAUUACCAUUUCCUGUGUUUGUGGAGCAGGUAGCUCAGUGGCAAGGAGUUGGACUAUCAAUAUGUAGACCUGGGUUCAAUUCCUGUUCAUACUGUCCAUCUGUGCCAUUGGACAAAACAGUUUGUCUACAUUGGCCAAGUCCACCUUGCUGGAAAUGAAUGCCGACCUUGGCUGUGGAAGCAACUUUAAUCAGACUGUUUUUCCACCCAUUGAAAGUAUUAGACUCUCAUUCGCUUCACGUUAUGGAGUUUGGGAAUAGGUGCCAAUGGGCCUCAGGGCCUGUAAAGGACUUACCUCUAAUGUAUUUCUUCAGUACAUUCACUUGGAAUAAUUUUGUCAAAUUCCUCUUUACAAAACUGCUUCAACUCUGAUAGUUGUAGGUUUCCUUGCAUGAAGUACUCAGUUGGGAUCAUUGAGUUACAUUUCUGGAGGGUUGAUGUCUAGACUUUGACUCUGCCGUUUCAAAACACAGUUACUUCCCCUUUAACCAUUCCAUGUAAACAGGCCUGUGUGUUUAGGGUCAUUGUCUUAUUAUAUAACCACCUUUCUCCUGAGCUUUUGUGUCUGAACAUAAACCCUGAGAUUUUCCUGUAGUAGUUGAUGGUCUCGUGCUAAUUUGGUAGUUCCAUCAAUGGUGGCAAGUGCUGGAGUGUCAUAAUUUUUCUGAAUGUAAUAAUUUUGAUGUAAUUAAAUUUUGGGCUCGCCUGUCCAGUGAAAAUACUUCCAGUAGCCUUAUGGUUUAUCCACAUGGCUUUUUUUUUCAAACCUCACUCACAUAUAAAUGUUCUUGGAGAGCAGUGGACAUUCGACCAUGGAUAUUGUUGUUCUGUGUUGAUCAGAUGGUAAACUCAUGAACACAUCGACAGAGAACAGUGUAGAGAGGUUUUUGUUGGACCCCCACUCCUGUGGACAGUAAUAAAUGCGAUCAAUUUCUCAGAUUUGCGCAUGAUCGGCCAACAGUACUUGGUGAAAACUUCCAAAGUUAAUUUUUUUAACUGGUUGCAUAACCUUUCACAGUCUGAUAAAGAUCACAAAUUUUUGAGCUCAGGAAUGUCUUGAUUGAGACACACAUUCACAAGCCUGCUUGAUGAAGGUCACAUUUUAAUAUUGAAGAGGAAGGUUUGUGCUCUUCAUAGAGGGCCAGGCCUCCCAUAUUCACACCUUUGAUCAAAAGACCCGACGAUAAUUACCGUACUACUUUAUACGAACUGGUAUUUCAAGGAGUUCGUGUACUUUUUCCAACAACGUGAUCAAUAUUGGAUCAUUUUACUCAAAACUGCAUUAAAACUAUUUUUUAUGUUAUCUCUUUAAUUAGAUGAUUUUUUUUUUAAUCUAGUUUUAUGACCUUGAUGAUGAUCUGAUCAUGUUUUUGGUCAAAUGUUAAAUGGAAUAUUCAGAAACAUUCCAGAAGAAUAAUCUAAAGAACAUGUUAUAUGCCUGAAGUGUAAUACUGACUUGAACACGUUUGCAGAAAUGCAGACUUCUUUUAAUCAGUUGCUGACAUUUAACAGUGACGUUUGUGAAUCUGUCAAGAACAUAUUUUCAUCCAAUGUGAAUUGAUUUAAAUGCAGUGUGAAGACUUUGUGCUUUUGCAUCAGGAUGUUUGUAUGAAUGAGGAACGUCAGAGGCAAAUGCACAGAAUGUGUUUUAUUAAAUAGAAUUUUCACUUUUUACAUUUGUGUG
This is a messenger RNA of Thalassophryne amazonica, 5735 nucleotides long. Its product is annotated as monocarboxylate transporter 2-like. Gene Ontology annotation, biological process: transmembrane transport; monocarboxylic acid transport. The record is from RefSeq and is a predicted model, not a curated record. Gene Ontology annotation, molecular function: monocarboxylic acid transmembrane transporter activity. Gene Ontology annotation, cellular component: membrane. Lineage: Eukaryota; Metazoa; Chordata; Actinopteri; Batrachoidiformes; Batrachoididae.